Molecule: messenger RNA, 1377 nt
Organism: Cydia amplana
Lineage: Eukaryota; Metazoa; Arthropoda; Insecta; Lepidoptera; Tortricidae
Product: glyoxylate reductase/hydroxypyruvate reductase
Exons: 3
Coding region: 290-1342 (350 amino acids)
Cellular component (GO): cytosol
Molecular function (GO): glyoxylate reductase (NADPH) activity; hydroxypyruvate reductase (NADH) activity; hydroxypyruvate reductase [NAD(P)H] activity
Source: RefSeq, a predicted model, not a curated record
UUUUGUAUCAUAUUCUUGCGAUUUAUAUAAACAUCAAUUAUCUAUAAAUUGAGAACAGGAACUGAUCAUGAGCGCUUUGUCAUUCAUAAAGUCGACCAAGGGCAAAGUGAUACUAGCGACCGUCGUUGCUCUGCACAUUACAAUUUACGUGGCAAAACCUUCGUUUUUCAAGAGCGAAUCCGAAAAAAAAACAAUAGCCGAACCGCCCAAGUACUUGCCGGGACAGUGAGUGGCCUUGGGGCUCCAACACAAAGCCUAAACGCGGAAAUUUAUCCGUAACAAAUAGUCAAUGUUUUGUAACAGAUUGUCUGUAGUGAGUAGUCUAGUUCGGCACAGCGUCGUGAUAACUACGAGAAACAUGAGCACUGGCAGGCCCCUCGUAUAUGUGACGCGGGCGGAUAUGCCGCAAGGCGGGUUGGAUCUGCUAAGAAAAGAGUGUGAUGUAAGAAUUUGGGAGAAGCCUUCACAAGUCCCCCGCAAUGAGCUCUUAAAAGGUGUUGUCGGUGCAAGCGGCAUCUUCUGCGCCCUCACCGAGAAGAUUGACAAGGAGCUGCUAGAUGCAGCGGGGCCUCAGCUGAAGGUGGUGGCCACUAUAUCGGUGGGGCAUGACCACAUAAAUCUGGCUGAAUGCCGGAAAAGGAGCAUCAGGAUUGGGUAUACUCCGGAUGUGCUCACUGAUGCCACAGCAGAAUUAACUCUUGCACUAUUGUUGGCAACGUCACGCCGCAUCCCCGAAGCCAUCCACGAGGCCCGCACCGGCGGCUGGGCGGCCUCGGGCGCGUGGGCCCCCGUGUGGCUCACGGGCCCCGGCCUCGCCAACGCCACGGUUGGCAUCGUGGGCUUCGGCCGCAUCGGCCAGGCCGUCGCCCGCCGCGUCAAGGCCUUCGGCACCGCACAGAUACUCUACACCAGCCGCGCUGACAACCCUCAAGCGAAAGAAACCGGCGCUCUAAGAGCAGAUUUCGACGACAUAUUAAAGAAAAGCGACUUUGUUAUAUGCUGUACAGCUUUAGUCCCCGAAACUAAGGAAAUGUUUAACAAGUCUGCUUUUGAGAAGAUGAAACGGACUGCUGUUUUUGUAAACACAAGCCGAGGUGGUACUGUAGACCAGAAUGCAUUGAUUGAAGCAUUGCAGAACAACACUAUCUGGGGAGCGGGGCUAGAUGUGACUACACCAGAACCUCUCCCAUUAGACAGUCCGUUGUUCAAACUGAAGAACUGUGUAGUGUUACCGCACAUCGGCAGUGCUACUGUUGAGACGAGGAAUGUAAUGAGUGAGUUGACCGCGAGGAACAUACUAGCAGCUUUAGCGGGUGGUGAGAUGCCUGCUGAAAUAAAGUAAUACUUGUAAAUUAUUCAUUGAUUAUAGUACAGUUU